AACUUCCUUAAACUCACUUCUGCAAUCGCAGUGAGUUCUGUGCGCACUUUCCUCCGAUCCUCCUGAGAAGCUGGUUCAGACAUGUCGGGAGUCGCAUCCACUUUGGCCAAGAAGCGAGCCCGGGCUGCGGGUUUCGGCACCAACGCGAACGCCAAUAAAUACCUGGACCAGGACUACGAGGCGCUCCGGAGCCAGCACCAGGGUCAGCUGUUCUGUGAUCCUUACUUCCCAGCUGCGCCGGAGUCCCUGGGCUUUCGGGAACUCGGACCCAAUUCCUCCAAGACCAGGGGUGUGCAAUGGAAAAGACCUGGAGAGCUGUGCUCCAGACCUCAGUUCAUCGUCGGAGGAGCUACGCGGACCGAUAUCUGCCAAGGAGCUCUGGGGGACUGCUGGCUCUUGGCGGCCAUCGCCUCUCUCACGCUGAACCACGAUGUGAUGGCCAGGGUGAUCCCCAGCGGCCAGGAUUUCGAAUCUGGCUAUGCCGGAAUCUUCCACUUUGAGUUCUGGCAGUUUGGCGAGUGGGUGGACGUCGUCAUCGACGAUCGGCUACCCACGAAGGAUGGAAAGCUGCUGUUUGUCCACUCGGCAGAAGGCAACGAGUUUUGGAGCGCCCUACUGGAAAAGGCCUACGCUAAGGUGAACGGCUCGUACGAGGCUCUGUCUGGAGGCUCCACCACCGAGGGCUUUGAGGAUUUCACCGGCGGAAUUGCCGAGCAGUACGAGCUGAGGAAAGCGCCGGCGAACAUGUUCCAGAUCAUCCAGAAAGCUCUGGCAUCUGGAGCGCUGCUCGGCUGCUCCAUAGACAUCACGAGUGCUGCUGAUUCAGAGGCCAUCACUCGGCAGAAAUUGGUGAAGGGACACGCCUACUCGCUGACAGGGGCUGUCGAGGUCAAUUACCGUGGUGGUCUGGAGAAGCUGGUGCGCAUGAGGAACCCGUGGGGUCAGGUGGAGUGGACUGGAGCCUGGAGUGAUGGCUCAUCUGAGUGGAACUCUGUGGAUCCUUCGGAGCGGCCGAACGCCAACGCGGAAGACGGAGAGUUUUGGAUGUCGUUUUCCGAGUUCCAGCGGCAGUACUCGCGUAUCGAGAUCUGCACCCUGACGCCAGACGCCGUCACUAGCGACCAGGUCAAGCCAUGGAGCGUGAAAAACUAUAGCGGGAACUGGAGGAGGGGCUCCACAGCUGGAGGCUGCAGGAAUCAUGCUCAAACGUUCUGGAUGAACCCGCAGUUUGUCAUGAAGGUGAACGAAGAGGACGACGACCCGAAUGACAACGAGAAGGGCUGCAGCCUCUUAGUGGGUCUGAUCCAGAAGAACCGGCGCCGUUUAAGAAAGGAGGGAGGGGACAUGCACACCAUCGGCUACGCCAUCUACGAGGUGCCUUCCCAGUUCCAAGGCCAGACGAACUUGCACCUGGACAAGAACUUUUUCCUGACGCACGCGCAAACAGCUCGCUCCGAGACCUUCAUCAACCUGCGCGAGGUCAGCACCCGGUUCAAGCUGCCAGCCGGCGAAUACCUCGUCGUUCCCUCCACCUUCGAACCCCACUUGGAUGGCGACUUCUGCCUGCGCGUCUUCUCUGAGAAGCAGACCGAAACACAGCGCUGCGAUGAUCCUGUCGAUGCUAAAUUAGAAGACGAAACCGUGUCCGAUAGUGAAGUAGAGGGAAGCUUCAGGAGCCUGUUCAUGAAACUGGCAGGAGCUGACAUGGAGAUCUCUGCUGUGGAGCUCAGAUCAAUACUGAACAAAGUUGUCGCAAAACGAACUGACAUUAAGACAGACGGCUUCUCCUUGGACACAUGUCGCACCAUGGUCAACAUCAUGGAUGACAGCGGCAAUGGAAAGCUUGGCUUGGGCGAGUUCGCUACGUUGUGGAAGAAAGUGCAGAGAUACAUGAACAUCUAUAAGGAAAAUGACAUGGAUAACUCCGGGAAUAUAAGCACAACAGAGCUUCGUGGGGCAUUGGCGAAAGCUGGAUUUAGUCUGAAUGAUACCAUCUUCCAGCUGUUGGUGGCCCGCUACGCUGUUACUGACCUCACCAUUGAUUUUGAUGACUUUGUGAGCUGCCUUAUGCGAUUGGAACUGAUGUUCCGAGUUUUCCAGAAGAUGGAUCCACACAACACCGGUUUCUUAGAGAUGGACUUUCAAAUGUGGCUGUGCUUAACUAUGAUCUGAACGGCUCCAGCCUGAGCGCAGCAGAGAAGCUAAGAGUCCAAUCUUAAAAAUUGUCCGUUGCUUAAACAUGAUUCUUAAAGCAGGCAGUGUGCGUAAGAAUUCAAGAACAUUUUUGUGCGUCUAGAGUAAAUUUAGUAGGAAAGUUAAAAGUGUGCUGUAAUACCGAUUACCGAUAGAUUUGUGUCUAAGCAGUUAAUACUAUAUGCUAUGUAUUUAAAAAAAAAAAAAAAGAUUGUAUUGUUCACUUUUUGGAUGCUUUUUUGAUAGAUGGUUACCAAAGUUUGAAUUUCUUUCUGGUUUUAUGGUAUAUUAUUGAGCCAAAAUCGAGUCAUCACCAAAGAUAAGUGCCUUGGAAUAGAUAUGGGCUGAUAUGUAAUGUUUUAUAUAGCACGAUAUCCGAUGAUGUGACAAUAUUGGAUAAUUCAAAAAUCUGUCCUUGGUUUUAUUUGGUUGAAGGGUAAGGGAUGAGGGUGAGGAAAAAUCAAGGCUAUCUAUUUAUAAUUAAAAACACUAGGCUACUCUCAAAUCUGUUAAAUGUUUAUGAAGAAGUUUAUUAUGGUGUGAUAUCCCUGCUGAUAAAAACAAUAGAAACCAUUACAGACAUCCUAAUGAUUUCCACUACAAUAUUUUUUGGUCCAUAUUCAUAUUAAGAUUUAAUGGUUUGUAUUGGUUCUCAAACAUAUUUCAUAUAUAAAACAGUUUAUUAUCCAACUUGGAUUACAUUUCUGGUUUAAAACGACACUUUCGGGGGUACUUUAAUCUGAAACGCUGCAUGAUUUCAUUGUAAGGGUUGUGUUUUGGCGGGAGUGGAAUUUUAAAAAAUAUAUAUAUUAUUAUUAUUAUUUUAUUUUCUCUUCAUGGUGGUGUCCAUAAAUAUUUCACAAUGUACUGACAAAUCGAUGUAUUUCGGCUUUUCCUCACCAUUAAACUUUUUUUUUUAAAGGUC
Molecule: messenger RNA, 3118 nt
Organism: Ictalurus furcatus (blue catfish)
Lineage: Eukaryota; Metazoa; Chordata; Actinopteri; Siluriformes; Ictaluridae
Product: calpain-2 catalytic subunit
Exons: 21
Coding region: 82-2172 (696 amino acids)
Biological process (GO): proteolysis
Cellular component (GO): cytoplasm
Molecular function (GO): calcium-dependent cysteine-type endopeptidase activity; calcium ion binding
Source: RefSeq, a predicted model, not a curated record